Molecule: messenger RNA, 1732 nt
Organism: Plectropomus leopardus (leopard coralgrouper)
Lineage: Eukaryota; Metazoa; Chordata; Actinopteri; Perciformes; Serranidae
Gene: seh1l
Product: SEH1-like (S. cerevisiae)
Biological process (GO): cellular response to amino acid starvation; positive regulation of TORC1 signaling
Cellular component (GO): nuclear pore outer ring; Seh1-associated complex
Molecular function (GO): protein binding; structural molecule activity
Source: RefSeq, a predicted model, not a curated record
UACGAGGACCCGCCAAACACACACAAGAGGACACAUGACAGGCCUGCUAGGCAACCGGUGUAUUGUAGCCUAGCUGUAAUCAUGUUUGUAGCGCGUAGUAUCGCAGCAGACCACAAAGACCUAAUUCACGAUGUGUCGUAUGAUUUUCACGGCCGGAGAAUGGCAACUUGCUCCAGUGACCAAAGUGUCAAGGUUUGGGACAAAAGUGAGAAUGGAGAAUGGCACUGCACAGCCAGCUGGAAGACACACAGUGGAUCAGUGUGGAGAGUGACCUGGGCUCAUCCAGAAUUUGGGCAGGUUCUGGCCUCCUGCUCCUUCGACAGGACAGCUGCUGUCUGGGAAGAAAUUGUAGGGGAGUCCAACGAUAAGCAGAGAGGACUGAGCCACUGGAUAAAGAGGACCACACUAGUGGACAGCAGGACCUCAGUGACAGAUGUGAAGUUUGCCCCUAAACACAUGGGUCUGAUGUUGACCACUUGCUCUGCGGACGGAGUGGUGAGGAUCUAUGAGGCUCCUGAUGUGAUGAAUCUGAGUCAGUGGUCCCUGCAGCAUGAAAUCUCCUGCAAGCUCAGCUGCAGCUGCAUCUCUUGGAACCCCUCAAGCUCUCGUGCCCACCCACCAAUGUUUGCAGUGGGGAGCGAUGACAGUAACGUGACGUAUGGUGGGAAAGUUCAGAUCUAUGAGUAUAACGAGAACACAAGGAAAUAUGCUAAAGCAGAGACGCUGAUGACUGUAACUGAUGCAGUCCAUGACAUCGCAUUUGCUCCGAACCUGGGGAGAUCGUUCCAUGUGCUCGCCAUCGCAACAAAAGAUGUCAGGAUCUUCAAGCUUGUUCCUAUGAGGAAGGAAAGCACCUCUACGGGACCCACCAAGUUGGAGGUACAGAUUGUGGCUCAGUUUGACAACCAUAACUCCCAGGUGUGGCGUGUGAGCUGGAACAUCACCAGCACCCUCCUGGCCUCCUCUGGUGAUGAUGGCUGUGUUCGCCUCUGGAAAGCAAACUACAUGGACAACUGGAAGUGCACCGGCAUUCUAAAAGGAGACGGCAGCCCGCUCACAGGCUCGUCUGGUCAGCCCACAGCCAUGAGCACCGUCGUGGGUUCCUCCGUUCAGACCUCCCAGAAUGCCCUGAACGGGAUGUCUGCAGGAAGGAUUGGCAAGAGAGCUCCCUUUGCCCCUCCCCUGCGGCAGCUGACCUCUCCAAAGAUAUACCAGCAUCCUGCAUAUUACUAAUGUCUCCUCUGCGCCUCCUCCCAUUCGCCCUUGUGUUAAUACAUUUGACCUGUGUGAGUCAUGUCCUGGCUCCUUACUUAGGUAUCACUGAUUAAGAGCUUUAGGAUGAAAACCGCAUGGCUCUAUUCUCCACAGCUUCCACUUUUUUUUUUUUGAUUCCAACACGAUGUUUCCAAAUGGUUCACUACUUCCAAUAACAUUGCACGUACACCUUUUAGAAAACAAACCUUGAUCACUACUCUGUCUGCCAUCCUCCUCUCUUUUUCUUUCUGCAUCCUUUCUCCUUUUCAUCUGGCAGUUUCUACUUCCUUUGACAUGUUUUCCCCUCUGUAUUCCACUGUCGUCGUCUUCUCCUCUGUCCGUGUAUUUGUCUUCUUCGUCCCCAUCCAUUUAUGUGUUGCUUCAGGUAUUUCUUCCCGCCUCUGGAUCCUCCCAGAGCGGGGACCAGGUAUGGCCACCUGCUGCCUCCCUCCUCUCUCAUAGAGCACUGUGACGCUGA